AUGAGUCUUGAGCAAAUGGAAACGGUCGGUUUAUUCUUCUUCAUAUUUUUUCUCCAUCAUUUCUGAUUUCAGGCCUACUCGCAGACGAUCGAGAACGUUCUGGAGGUGAUCGGCCACAGCACCGCCGCGCAUUUGCCGCUUCUCGGCGAGAAAGCGAUCGAUAUUACGGUGAGUCAAGUCGAGGAAUACCUGAAAUUGCUCAAGAAUCUUCGCGACGAAUACGAGAAGCCGAUGAGCCAGUGCAUGUCGCCGCUGCUCAACGACUCGAUGCUCCUCCAUCGCAACCGUCUCUCCAGGUAGUCUAGAAUUCGAAAAGAAGACAUUUGUGUGUGUUCAGAACCUCCAAAUCGCGGCUCAACAUGCUCCGCGGCUCUCCGAUGGAAGUCGACCGUCACUCGCUCUCGUCACCGUCACGAAUCGGAGCCAUCGUCGAAGCGUCGACGUUCCUGGACACCUCGAUUUAUAUGGAUGAGUCGACGGUGAGUUUCUGUAGUUUUUUGGUAGCUUGCAAACGGUGCUGUCUCAGAACGAGCGUGGCUUCCUGGCCGACGUGAGCGACAUGAACGGAACGGUCCGUUCGCGCAUGCCCAGCUUCAACUUUGACCAAAUCUCGCCAGUUUCGACGGGCCGCACCCAUCGCCGAUCGAUUCUCCACUUCAAUCGCACGCUCGACUUUGACGCCGACGCUUCUGCGCAGACAGUGGAUUCGCGUCAAACCAUCCGCACUUUGGGACGCUUUUCGGCGUCCGGCGAGCAUUCCAACUCGACGAUUGUGCUCGGCGACGACGGAUUGCACACUCCGUAAGCUCUUCUUCGAGAUAGAUUCACGUUAAGGGAAUUCUACGAAACUUCACACAGACGUCGUGCCGCGAUUCCGGACACCGAAACGACGCCGACGAACGUGUGGAAUGUGAAGUUGCGGCCGGGAAGUAAUCGGAAGAUUUGCGAGGAGAUCAGACGAGAGAUUCAGCGCCAGCUGCGCGACGAAUCGGAAGACAAGAAUUGA
This is a messenger RNA of Caenorhabditis sp. 36 PRJEB53466, 1006 nucleotides long. Lineage: Eukaryota; Metazoa; Nematoda; Chromadorea; Rhabditida; Rhabditidae. The record is from the annotation of a GenBank genome assembly.